AUGUAUCAUCUGGAGACCAUGGACGACUCCAGCUUGUUCAUGCAGUGGGCCGUGGACACGCUGCAGCACGAGCACCCGCCGCUCGCCGCUGCCUACGCCGCCGGCGACAACUUCCCAUCACUGGAAGAGCUCCGCCGCUCGGCGUUGCAGCACGGCACGGCUCCGGCGGGAAUGGCGGUGCAAGAUGGCCACCGUCACUUAGCCACCGAUAGCUGGAGCUCUGGCGACAGCGGCCAUGAAAACACGUCUGCCGCGGUCGUGGAGAACGACGCCAACUGCGCGACGACCUGCAGCGUCGGCAGCAGCAACAACUACCUGCCCAUGAGCUGGAACUUCACCUCGGCCGUGGCGCAGCCGAGCAACGAGGCGGCGCCAAGCCCCGCCACCGCUCCCUCAGCUAGAGCGCUCGACGGCCCCGGCGUGGUGGAGCAGGCCCACGUGUCGCCGCCGUCGAGGAGAGCCUCCGCCAAGAGCGCCGCCAGGGCCGGGCACGCGCCGUACGCGCAGGACCACAUCAUGGCGGAGCGGAAGCGCCGGGAGAAGAUCAACCGGCGGUUCAUCGAGCUCUCCACCGUCAUCCCCGGCCUCAAGAAGAUGGACAAGGCGACGAUCCUGUCGGACGCCGUGAGGUACGUCAAGGAGCAGCAGGAGAAGCUCAGGGCGCUCGAGGACCGCAACCGCAGGAGCGCCGCCGUUGACUUGGUGGUGCUCGUCAAGAAGUCGCGCGCCGCCGUGCCGGAAGACGAUGACGUCGGCGGCUGGUGCCCGUCACCAUCUGCAGGGGCGGUAGCCGGAAGCACGACGGCGACGACGACCGGGAGCGCGCUGCCGGAGAUCGAGGCGAGGAUCUCGGAGAGCGACGUGAUGGUGAGGAUCCACUGCGAGGACGCCAAGGGGGUGCUCGUCAGGCUGCUCGCCGAGGUGGAGGGGCUACACCUGAGCAUCACCCACGCCAAUGCCAUCCCGUUCCCCGCUUGCACUCUGAUCAUAACAGUUACUGCAAAGGUGGACGACGGCUUCAGCGUCACGGCGGAGGACAUUGUUGGCAAGCUAGAGGCGGCGUUGCCUGCAAAUAAAUUACUUCUCGUCACGCGCGCAUGA
Molecule: messenger RNA, 1101 nt
Organism: Triticum turgidum subsp. durum (durum wheat)
Lineage: Eukaryota; Viridiplantae; Streptophyta; Magnoliopsida; Poales; Poaceae
Source: the annotation of a GenBank genome assembly